Purpureocillium takamizusanense is the source of this 1257-nucleotide messenger RNA. Its product is annotated as Glycerophosphodiester phosphodiesterase. Lineage: Eukaryota; Fungi; Ascomycota; Sordariomycetes; Hypocreales; Ophiocordycipitaceae. Gene Ontology annotation, biological process: lipid metabolic process. The record is from RefSeq and is a predicted model, not a curated record. Gene Ontology annotation, molecular function: glycerophosphodiester phosphodiesterase activity. Bases 1 to 1257 code for a protein of 418 amino acids. The transcript has a single exon.
AUGCAUCUGACACCCGUCGUGGCCGGGCUGGCCCUCGCGGCUGUCGGCAACGCCUCGCCGUGCCCACCGCGCGGCGGCGUCAAGCCCAUCAAGCAGAUCGAGCUCGGCCCGCGGCCGUACUAUCUCGUCAACAAUAUGACCGACGGCCCGCUCAAGGACGAGCUGCAGGCGUGCACCGACAAGCCGAUGAAGCCGUCAACGUGGUCCAUCGGCCACCGCGGCGGCGCGCCGCUGCAGUUCCCCGAGCACUCGCGCGAGUCGGCGCUGGCGGGCGCGCGCAUGGGUGCCGGCGUGCUCGAGUGCGACGUGGCCUUCACCAAGGACCGCGAGCUUGUGUGCCGCCACAGCCAGUGCGACCUGCACACGACGACCAACAUCGUGGCUGUGCCCGAGCUCAACGCCAAGUGCACACAGCCGUUCCGCCCUGCGGCCGACGGCAAGCCCGCGUCGGCCAAGUGCUGCACCAGCGACAUCACGCUGGCCGAGUUCAAGUCGCUGUGCGCCAAGAUGGACGGCGCCAACACGUCGGCCACGAACCCGCAGGCCUACCUCGCCGGCACGCCUAGCUGGCGGACCGACCUGUACGCGACGUGCGGCACCGUCCUGGAGCACAAGGAGCACAUCGCCCUGGUCGAGGGGCUGGGCCUGCGCCACACACCCGAGCUCAAGGCGCCCGAGGUCAAGAUGCCCUUCCAGGGCAACUACACGCAGGACAUGUACGCGCAGCAGCUCAUCGACAACUACAAGCGCGCGCGGGUCCCCGCCGAGCGCGUCCUGGCCCAGAGCUUCCAGUACCGCGACGUGCUGUACUGGCUGAAGGCCGAGCCCGCCUUUGGCAAGACGGCCAUCCUGCUCGACGAGUCGGGCGGCACCCCCGAGACGUACCCGCAGGCCGUCCAGAACCUGACGACGUACCACGCGGCCGGCGUGCGCACCGUCGCGCCGCCCCUGGCCUACCUGGUCGAGGCCACCAAGGACGGCAAGAUUGCGCCGAGCGCGUACGCCCGCCGCGCCAACGAGCUGGGCCUCGCCAUCAUCACCUGGAGCCUCGAGCGCUCCGGCCCGCUGGCCGCCGUGCACCGCAACGGCGACUCGUACUACUCGUCGAUCCGCGACGUGAUCCACAAGGACGGCGACAUGUACGAGCUGCUCGACGUGUUGUACCGCAAGGUCAAGGUGGCAGGCCUGUUUUCCGACUGGAGCGCCACGGUGACGUUUUACGCCAACUGCGUGGGCGUGGGGUUGGGCAGCAAGUGA